Molecule: messenger RNA, 2651 nt
Organism: Bicyclus anynana (squinting bush brown)
Lineage: Eukaryota; Metazoa; Arthropoda; Insecta; Lepidoptera; Nymphalidae
Gene: BBS5
Product: Bardet-Biedl syndrome 5 protein homolog
Exons: 7
Coding region: 193-1239 (348 amino acids)
Biological process (GO): intracellular transport; cilium assembly
Cellular component (GO): BBSome; ciliary basal body
Molecular function (GO): phosphatidylinositol-3-phosphate binding
Source: RefSeq, a predicted model, not a curated record
UGAGGCAGCCAGGUGGGCAAAAGCAAAAAUCCCACCUCAUCAAUAGUCCCAGUGGAGGCUCAUUAAAAUCGGCUGAUGAUGAUAAAGCCACUUCACAAUACACAAAAGCGCUAAAGCGCUUCUUUUGUCGAUACAGUGUCGCCAUGACAACCAAAUGUGGAAACAUUUUUCCGAAUGUGAUUUCAUAUUUAAAUGAAAAUGUCGAAAAGCAAGAAAAACAUCGUGUGGGAAGACCGGGAGGUGCUGUUCGAUUUGCCUUUCAACUAUUUACGCUUAAGGCUGGGCGAGAAGGUUUUCGAUAGGAUCGAGCCGAUAGAAGAUACGAAGGGCAACAGCGGCUCUAAGGGCAGGCUCGUGGUCACCAACCUGAGGAUCAUCUGGCACUCACUGUCCUCGCCCAGGAUCAACCUGUCAAUAGGGCUGAACUGUUUCAUAUCGACAAGCACAAAAGUUGUAAACUCGGGUCUACGGGGUGCCACGCAAGCGCUAUACGUGCUCGCUGGAUACGGCACCAACAGAUAUGAGUUUGUAUUCACCAACUUAUCUCCCAACUGCGUGAGACAUUACACUUCUGUAGUAGGUGUUCAUAAAGCAUACGCCGCAUCUCGAAUGUACCGUGAUUUAAAACUAAGAGGACCUUUUAUAAAUAAUAAGCAGUUACGUGUAUUGCCACUUGAAAAGAUUUGUCUCGUAGAACAUGGUCUUUGGAACUUAUCCAGCGAAUCUGGCAAUCUGGGUACCAUGGUAGUGAGCAACGUAAGGAUUGUCUGGUAUGCGGACAUCAACGAUAUGUUUAAUGUUUCAAUGCCCUAUAUUACUAUUGAAAGUAUUUCCAUUCGCGAUUCAAAGUUUGGUAACGCCCUGGUAAUUGUAAUACGACCGGCUUGCGGUGGCUAUGUGCUGGGCUUCAGAGCUGAUCCUCAUGACAGACUCGGCCCUUUGUUGAAAGAACUGCAAACAUUGCAUCAGGCAUAUUCUGAAAAACCUGUCCUUGGAGUCGAGAUGAAUUGGGGGUGCGAGAUAUCAAAACCAAAACAGGAUGAAUUAGAAGAGCUAGAAGAAAUCGGAGAACCGAGAGGAGAGAUGGGCCCGAGCCUUUAUUUGGCGUCGCAACAAUCCCAUAACAAAGAAGACAUGGACGUGCAGCCAGUUUAUAGCUCUUACUUGGGAUUAGCUAUCGAACCGUUAAAACCAGGAUUCACUCUUAAAAGUUUAUUUGAAGUUCAAACUUCCACCUAAUAUUUUAACGUAAUUUUCUUAUUAGGAAAAUAGGCUACUUGACACUUUUUUAAAUGGUCUUAAAUUGUUCAAUAUCGUUCGUCUCGUAUUGUCAUUAGAUUAAAAAUAAUAUGGUCAUAUUUUUCUGAGACGUGAUUACAUGAAAAUUUAAAUUUUUAAAUAUUUUUUUGACAUUAAGAGCCUAAACGCCAGUCGGCCAUGAUUGUUUUUAUUUCCAUUUCCAUUGUUUCAUGACUUAACAUUAUCAAUCCUUUAAAAAAUGGAGCGCAUCAAGUAACAUUGUGAUGUAUUUUAGGGACGACAGCGUUUUUAACGUUUGGAAAAUUUGAAAAAAAAUACAUGAUUUUUAAAUUAACUUUUAUAAGAAAUCCUUAACUUUUAUAAUGAACUAGUGGACGCCCGCGACCUUUAUCCGCCCUUAGACCUCUUUGUACCUGCCCUUACAGUAGUAUCGCUGUAAAAAUGGAGUAACUUCUCCCGUUUUCCUAACAUUUCCCUUUACUACUCUGUUCCUAUUGAUCGUAGUGUGAUGAAAAGUAUACUUUAUCCCGCCCAGGAGUAUGAAGAAUAAUUAAUGUACGUUUCGUUAAAGUACGUCGAAAUGUUUUUGUUUUUAUAACGAACAUACAGACAGACCGACAAAAAUUUUACUGAUUGCAUUUUUGGCAUCAGUGUCGAUUAAUAAUCACCCUCUGAUAGGUAUUUUGGAAAUAUAUUUCAUGUAAAGAAUUGACCUCUGUACUUGUGAUUUUGAUGUGAUUUAUCAUAAGCAUAUAAGAUAUCGAUAUAUUCCGAACCCAUGUACUACACGAAAUUAGUCGAGCACGAACGAUUAUUGAAAAAUCCUCCCAAAAAUUGUUUGUACUCGACUGAAAUACUAAGGUAGUCCGAACUAGGCCUUACAGAUAAUAAUAUUUAUUAUCUGUAGUUUUUAUAACGUUACAGAAGAUUAGACUGUCACAUGAAACAUGUCAAUGUCAAUGUCAUAUAUAAAUAUAAAUAUUUGACUUGACGUCCGUGUUCCGUGAUGUUUGGUGAUGAUGAUGAUUCUCAUUCUCAAAAUCUUUUUUAAAAUUCAAUACAAAGUUAUUUUUAACUUUAAUUUUAGUUAAAAAGUAAAUUAAAAUAUUUUAGUUUUAUUUUCGUUUAUGUCAUUUGGUUUUUGUUUUUUUUUUUGUUUGUGUGUGAACUGAUACUCUGAUAGUGUUUUGUGAUUAUGGAUAAUUUUCCUCUUACUUGACUCAGAAUAGAAAAUGAGCCUUCAUCUUAAUGUUAUUUGCCUUUUUUGUGCUGCUUGACUGUAAGUUUAGCCGUUUCCGUUAGAAGUUGCAGGUUGUAACUUGCAAUGCAACUCUCUUGUAAGUUUUCUUGUUGAAAAAUUGUUAUUUUAAGUAUUAAAUUGAAUAUAAAUA